UUAAGCUUUGUAUAGAACCAUGUUGAUACUGAAACUAUGUUGUAUGUAUUUAGUUUAGUUUUACUAUUGAUUAUGAAGGUGAAGAUUUGCGUGGCACACGUAGAUGGAGCUAAGCUCGAAGAAGAGUGUAACGUAGCAGAUAUAUGCCGACACGACCAAGUGCCAAUGUGCGGGAUCGACUCUUGUGGCGAAAUGCGCACCUUUAUCGAUACGUGUGAUAUGCAUGAAUAUAAUUGUGACAGUCGAAAGGACUUUGUACAAAAACCAGUACACGAAUGUUGGGUGACUUGCAAACGUGGUAGAAGUUUCAAAAAACGCGCCUACGGAGAUGGCUGUGACAUGGAAAAUUUCAUACAAUAAUAAAUAUUAUUUUAUAAAUACUUACAGAAUAAGUUAUAGUGUACAAA
Molecule: messenger RNA, 407 nt
Organism: Colias croceus (clouded yellow)
Lineage: Eukaryota; Metazoa; Arthropoda; Insecta; Lepidoptera; Pieridae
Exons: 3
Coding region: 37-360 (107 amino acids)
Source: RefSeq, a predicted model, not a curated record